UGAACGGCGAAGAAAAGAUGUUGUGAUACAAUCACAACCCUAAAAAUCCAACCAGCUGUGAAAAUUAACUGCAAGGUAAGUCCCAUUCAAUUUGGAUAUGAAUCGCAUCUCCUUGACAACAGUCCUUCUAUUGUAAUAGUUUCUAUUACGGAAGGAACUAAAUGUGCUACUGGUUCCAAAAUGUAGACAUCAGAAAUGUCAGAAAUUGAAAUUGCUCUUCUUACGAAAACGAUAGAACAUUAAAAACACUUCCUUGAAUAUAUAUAAACUGUCGUAUACCCAAAAUUGUGAAAAGAUUUGGCUGUUAAGUUCGCUAUGAAGAGAGUUCCGUGCAUGCGAUCGUACGUUUGCGUAAUGUCACGCAACCAAGAAGUCGGUAAUUUUCGUGACCAGAGGCUUUAUGUCUGUAGCAUGGUUUUCUUGAUUACUGUAUUUAAUUUGAGCCUCAUGUUCGACAAUUUAUUGAAAAUAAAUAUCGUGAGUGUAAUCUAGUGACUUGUUUAAUCAACCGUGAAAUAUACAGUGAAAUCUGGCGAUUACUUCUCUCCAUGCGCUAGAGUUUAGUGUAAUUGACAUCGCGUAAUUGACAUCGCGUAAUAGACAUCGCGUAAUGGACAAUGCGUUAUGAACAUCGCGUAUUGAUCUCGAGCUUUAGAAAUAUCAGUUUUAAAUCGCCAUGAAAAACUUAUUAAUAAAGUCUUUUCAGUCUUAUUUACUUCUGUUAAGUCAUAGCUGUGUAUCUGAAAAGAGAGAAGAUUGCUUUGUACGACACUACCAACAAUGUUUUUAUAGUAAUGGUGUAAACGAUAAACGAAUACUAAAGACCGGAAAUUCCGUCAAAAGGAAGGGAGAUAAAUUUAGUAAUAGUAUACUUUAUUCACAAAGGGAAACGCGAAGCAACUGGUGGAUGAUUCAUGCUAGCCAGUGUGUAUCAUUAAGCGCUGGCACAAGUCGACUUAAAAGGCACACGCGUGACCCAACAGUGGUGGAUCGAAAACGAGAAUCAGCAAAAUUUCCAAUAGCAAUUUUAGUCGAGUGUUUAAGUGCCAGUUUCGCAUUCGUAUGAAAAAAAAAUAAAGAGACGUUACGACCCAGCGCAAAAAUUCUGACAUAAAAAAUAGUCAGUCCAAAAACCGCUCAAAAUAAAUUGUAUGAUCCACUAAAAACUCCAUUAAUCAGUAGCAAUUACUAAUACAACCACCUCCCACCCCUCCCUGCGUACUAAUAGCUUGCCUCCCACCCCUUCCUGAGUAGUGACAGACUGCAUCCCACCCCUCUCUAAGUCCUAAUGGUCUAUCUCCCUGCCCCAAUAAAAUGGUCCAAAAAAUGGUCCAAAAAAUAGUCCAAAAAUAGUUUUAAAAAUAGUCCAAGGGUCCAAUGGUCCAUUCCUUUUUUUUAUCAUAUGCCGUGCUUAAGCACUAAAUAUUAUCAUGACAUAUUUAAGUGAUUAAACACAUACAUUGCCUCUUUGUUAUGUUCAAUGAAUAAGGACGAACCAGCGUUGAUAAUCGGCUCAAAACUGAACCCUUUCUGAUGCGACGAUGAGUAGGUACGAAUGGGUCGCUUAAAGAGCGAUACUAAACUAAAUAUAUAUACGUCCAUAUUUCUGCCGGAGUUUCCGUAAUCUUGCUUUUCCUGACAAGAUCCCUCAUGGAGUUCGAGAAAAUAAGUGGUAGCUCAAAAACCUUUUGAUUUUUCUCGUCAAAUUAUCACUUGGCCUCGGGAUUUCCUUUUGUUUUUCAUCGCUUAUUUCAUCUUUCCAAAGAGCAACAGCGACAACCUCUCUCCUUUGAGGAGGUACAUUUUCGGACAUCGUAAUGUUUAUUUGAAACGUUAACAAAUAUGAGAACAGGCUGUACAUACAAAAAUACAACUGAAAAGUUAUAUCCGUGCUAUUUAAGGCUAAUUUUGUAAUACGUCGAGACCAUCACAGGAUAAUGAUUUCACAAUUAUAUUACAGACCUAACGCAAGGAGAGAAGUGAAUCGGUAUAUUUUAUAACAUAUUUCGUGGUAAUGUUAACAAAAACUUACUCUCCCGCGCAUCAAUAUCAUCUAAAUCCAUUUAUGAUAAAACUACGGCGAAAAAGCGUUAAUCUCUCUCCAAGAUCGUUUUUUGGACUUCGAAACAACCUUUCUCCAUAAAUUUCUUUUGAACAACUUGCAAUGUUUGCCCUGAGGAAAUCCUAGAAAUCUUUGCGCAAACAUAUGAAUCCGAUUCCGUGCUAUGUCACCAUUUCCGAUGUGGAUGACGACUUUCGACUGCCCGCUGGUGAUCGUAUUCGGGCAAUUCAUCAAAAAGUGCUGCAAAUCUCAGUUCUACUGCAAAAGGUGUUUUCUUGAGUGCGAUCGCACGUUCUAGGUUGCACUUCUUUUCUAGCUCUCAUGUUCGCAUGACUUGGUUUGAUUUCAGAUGCUCGGGUUAUUGUUUUUAGCGGGGCGUAACGUACUGUUUGAAUGCUCUGUCUGAGUCUGAUUCUGUUCAUUGUUUUGUUCAAGAUUGGUUGUUGACAUCCUAUUUACUGUCGUGUAUAACAAGUGAAAUUUUCGGGCUCGUUAAUUGCUGUUCACAGGAAGCUUAAGCCUGGGUGAAAACUGCUUGAAAACCUUACAGAUGGCAAGAAAAUCCAUGGACACUUUCCAUAGAACGGGGCAUCACUAUUAUUCAUUCAAACUCCCUCUAAAGCCACGAACUUCUCAACUUCGAAAAAAUAAAUUAUUGAGAACUAACAUAAUUAUUAGACCGUUCGUUUCCGCGGUAAUAUAAUCCGCAAGCUGUUAUGAAGUGUUUGGCUAUAGUAAAUUAUGAUUUGGUGAUUUGUUUAUAUCCAGCAUUUAGUUAAGAUUUUAAUUCUAAGUCCAGAGUUGUUUGGGUUUUAGCCAUCACGAUGAGAUUCCUGAUUUUGACUGUCUUGUUAGUUUGUCUUUUGACUCCGCCUUAGACCCACAGUAAACUUCUUUGUUUUGGCUUUCGAAGUCGAAGACUGAUUGUUUGAUCAGAGGCAUAAGGUACUUUGUUGUUCCUUUUCGAGAUUCUGAUGAAAGUGUUCGGGCUAUUGCUUUGACAACAAAUGUUUAAUCUUCCAUAGUCAGUUCAAUUGUGAUUCACAGCCGUAGUCAGUCGAUCACAUUUAGAGAAUCAGAGUUGAAAAGUCGAUCAAAAUUAGAGAAUCAGAGUCGAUCAGUCGAUCAGUUAAUCAGAAUAGGAGGCAGACUUAGUCCGAGAGCAGGCAGAACCCAUUUUUAGCAGAAAUGAAGCUGAGGGCGUUAAGUAAAGAAGACUAAAAGUUACUCGCGGGCGGAGAAACGUUCGUGUAGCGGUGAUUUUAGUGAAGGUCUACUUGCAAGCUAUGGUGCCUUCCACUAAGCGUGAUACGCUCUGCAGCUAGUUUCCCCUUAACCGCACAGUUACAAAGCUAUCACAGGGUUACAGAACCACGCAUGCUCAGACUUCUAAUAAGCUAAAUAAUUAAUUAAAUAUAUCUUCCUGCUUUCAGCAUCAAUGGAGAAUUUCGCUGCUGCGCCCUUGAAUUCCUCUUAUCAGUCCUCAGACGAGGAAAAAGCGAACCCCGUAGAAGGCUAUGAUGACUUGACCUUUGGAGUAUUUGUCGCAACUUAUGUGACAGAAGAGACGCCGCUAAUCGCCGCAUCGCCAAAAGAACGCGGCGCUUCUGUGUGGAAGGCAACCUUAAACAUUAUCAACUUUAUCGAAGGAGUUGGCUUUUUAGCACUUCCAUUCGCUAUCGCCAAAGGUGGCAUUGCAGGGAUCGCCGCGUUUAUUAUCAUGCCCUUUAUCUAUUGGUUCACUGCGAAAAUACUGAUCGAAUGUCUUUACAAGAAAGACAAUCUCCAUAGACGCAUGCGCGUGCGUUCUUCUUGGAAUGAAAUCGGAAAAGAAAUGUGGCCGAGAUUUGGUGGGACUAUGAUAGUUGCUAUUCAAUGUUUUGAUUUAACUGUCAUCGCAACAUCCUACCUAAUCGUUUGCGGCUCUCUGAUGGCAUCGGCUUUCCCUUCAUUGCCCUUGACCGUUGUCAACUGGACGUGCAUUGCAGCCGUUGUGGUUCUUCCGUCGACAUUUCUUAAGUCUCUCUCGCAGAUUGCUUGGCUCAGCGUCAUUGGAAUCGCAGCUUUACUUGGAACUGCAGCGGUCAUUUUUUGGUAUGGGGUUACGCAUCGUUCCCAGUGGAACCCCAAAGAGCUCUUGUUCUGGGACACGCAAGGGUUCCUCAUCUCACUGGGGAUAAUUAUGUUCAGCUACGGUUCAGCCCCCAUUGUACCUUCCGUGGAGAAAAGUAUGGCCGAUAAAUCGAAGUUUGGACGAGCUUUGGGACUUGCCUACGUAGCUGCAGUGUUCUUUAAAUUGAGCUUCUCCAUUUUUGGUUUUCUGUCGUUCUCUUUUGCCACAGAUGAAAUUAUAACGAACAAUUUACCUCACAAUCUACCCCACGUGAUAGUCAGUGUGGUGUUUGUGUUAAGUUGUUUAUUUUCUUACGCCUUGCCUCUCCAGUCUGUUUUUCAAUACAUUGAGGACUCUGACACUUAUGGUCGACUGCAAAGGAAGGUACAGAUACCCCGAAUAGUUUAUACGGUGGGAAUUCGAGUUGUACUUGUUUCCAUAACCCUCACAGCGGCUGCCUUUAUUCCCCAUUUUGGUUUGUUAUCAUCGUUUUUCGGCAAUUUAUCUCUUCCUUUAUUCAAUUGCAUUCUUCCUUGCGUGGCUCAUCUGAUUCUUAGGAAAGAGGAUUUAAAACGGUGGGAAGUCGUUCUGGAUUAUGUCUUGAUCGUUUUUGGUGCAUUGGUGACGAUAUUUGGAACUUUUGUCUCCAGUAAAGCUUUGAUUGAAACACUACAUAAAUAA
This is a messenger RNA of Pocillopora meandrina, 4856 nucleotides long. The record is from the annotation of a GenBank genome assembly. NCBI's taxonomy places the organism in Eukaryota, Metazoa, Cnidaria, Anthozoa, Scleractinia, Pocilloporidae.